This is a messenger RNA of Eublepharis macularius, 730 nucleotides long. It is a transcript of the gene TVP23A, whose product is annotated as trans-golgi network vesicle protein 23 homolog A. The coding region runs from base 18 to 650 and encodes 210 amino acids. Gene Ontology annotation, biological process: vesicle-mediated transport; protein secretion. Gene Ontology annotation, cellular component: Golgi membrane. Lineage: Eukaryota; Metazoa; Chordata; Lepidosauria; Squamata; Eublepharidae. The transcript is spliced from 8 exons. The record is from RefSeq and is a predicted model, not a curated record.
GGCAGCCAGACAGGAGGAUGAAGCUGACUUUAACAGACGAUACUGAAGAUGUCUCACUUGACUUUGGCAAUGAGGAAGAGCUGGCGUUAAGGAAAGCAAAGAUCAGGCACCCGCUGGCCACCUUCUUCCACCUCUUCUUCAGGGUGAGCGCAAUCAUGACCUACCUGUUCUGUGACUGGUUCAGCAAGAGCUUCAUCGCUUGCUUUGUUGUCAUCCUCUUGCUGCUGUCCUUUGACUUCUGGUCUGUGAAGAAUGUCACUGGAAGGCUCCUGGUUGGCCUGCGCUGGUGGAACCAGAUCGACGAAGAUGGGAAAAGCCACUGGGUGUACGAAGCCAAAAAGGUCCCUUCCAGCAUAGCUGCCCCCACAGAAGUUGAGGCUCGGAUCUUCUGGCUGGGGCUGAUCAUAUGCCCCGUCAUCUGGACCAUUUUCUUUUUUAGCACGCUGUUUUCCUUGAAGCUGAAGUGGCUGGCACUUGUGAUAGCCGGCAUCGCCCUUCAAGCUGCUAACCUGUAUGGCUACAUCCACUGCAAAUUAGGAGGAUUAAAAAACCUCCACAAAAUUGCCGGGAGGUUCCCAGCUCAGCAGAUAUUCCAGAAGGACAUGCCAGAGGGAUUUCAGAAGACAGUUCUGAAGGGGAUUGGAACAUGAAAAUCACAAGAUUCCACUGGGUCAAAUUGGCAGAUGCCAAGGGGGAUUUGCAUUCUUGAUAUGAAACACCAUCAACCACC